Messenger RNA from Impatiens glandulifera, 498 nucleotides. RefSeq names its product probable pectinesterase/pectinesterase inhibitor 34. Gene Ontology annotation, molecular function: enzyme inhibitor activity. The transcript has a single exon. Bases 1 to 498 code for a protein of 165 amino acids. NCBI's taxonomy places the organism in Eukaryota, Viridiplantae, Streptophyta, Magnoliopsida, Ericales, Balsaminaceae. The record is from RefSeq and is a predicted model, not a curated record.
AUGGAGGUUGGUGACAAUCUUUUCAAGUCAAUGAAAUCUUUUUUCAGUAGUGGAGAUGGGUUGACCUGGCUAAGCUCGGCGCUGACUAAUUUUGACACGUGUGUGGAGGGUUUGUCAGAGGUUAAGGGUAAUUCUGAUGAAAUAGAGUUGAGGUUGAAGAAUUUUCCUGAGAUGGUAUCGAAUUGUUUGGCCCUCAUUGCAGCGGCGAUGGAGACGGAGGAGCUUGUUCCGGUGACGGGGAGGAGGAUGAUGGAAGUUUCCAAUUUGGAUGAUAUGAAGUUUCCAAUUUUGAUGAGUAGGAAAGAAAGGUAUUUGUUAGAUACGUCGGUGAAGGGAAUUCAGGCUGAUAUAGUUGUGUUCAAGGACGGGAACGGGAUAGUGAAGACAAUAACGGAGGGGAUACAGAAGGCGCAGGAGAACAGCAGGGCCGGCCCUGGGGCAAGCUCAACAAGCCCCCGGGCUAGGGCAGCCCACUCCCUAGGACAACCCAUUUAUUAA